Molecule: messenger RNA, 1561 nt
Organism: Castor canadensis (American beaver)
Lineage: Eukaryota; Metazoa; Chordata; Mammalia; Rodentia; Castoridae
Gene: B3gat3
Product: beta-1,3-glucuronyltransferase 3
Biological process (GO): chondroitin sulfate proteoglycan biosynthetic process; carbohydrate metabolic process
Cellular component (GO): Golgi membrane
Molecular function (GO): galactosylgalactosylxylosylprotein 3-beta-glucuronosyltransferase activity
Source: RefSeq, a predicted model, not a curated record
CCUGGCGGCGCUGUCAGCCGCGGCUCCCUGGGGCACGCAAAAAAACUCGAGGAAGGCGGGACGCAGAGCGGGACCACCGCAGGGGCGGGGCUGGCGGGCGGGGGGCGGGGGCCCUCCCUCCCCGCGGGACCCCGCCUGUUCCGACGUCCGCGGCGGCGCGGCCAUGAAGCUGAAGCUGAAGAACGUGUUUCUCGCCUACUUCCUAGUGUCAAUCGCGGGCCUCCUCUACGCGCUGGUGCAGCUCGGCCAGCCAUGUGACUGCCUCCUUCCCCUGAGGGCAGCAGCUGAGCAGCUUCGCCAGAAGGAUCUGAAGAUUUCCCAGCUGCAAGAGAACCUCCGACGCCCACCCCCUGCCCCUGCCCAGCCUCCUGAACCCGAGGCCCUGCCUACUAUCUAUGUCAUUACCCCCACUUAUGCCAGGCUGGUACAGAAGGCAGAACUGGUACGACUAUCCCAGACCCUGAGCCUGGUGCCCCGGCUGCACUGGCUGCUGGUGGAGGACGCUGAGGGCCCUACCCCUCUGGUGUCCAAGCUCCUGGCUGCCUCCCAUCUCCUCUUUACACACCUGGCAGUCCUCACCCCCAAGGCCCAGCGGCUUCGGGAAGGCGAGCCAGGCUGGGUUCGGCCCCGUGGUGUAGAGCAGCGGAACAAAGCUCUGGAUUGGCUCCGGGGUAGAGGGGGUGCUGUGGGAGGGGAGAAGGACCCACCACCACCAGGGACCCAGGGAGUCGUGUAUUUUGCUGAUGAUGACAACACCUACAGCCAGGAACUCUUUGAGGAGAUGCGCUGGACCCAUGGUGUCUCAGUAUGGCCUGUAGGGCUGGUGGGCGGCCUGCGAUUUGAAGGCCCACAGGUACAGGAUGGCCGGGUUGUGGGCUUCCACACGGCAUGGGAACCCAACAGGCCCUUCCCCAUGGACAUGGCAGGAUUUGCUGUUGCCCUGCCCUUGCUGUUGGCUAAGCCCAAUGCCCAGUUUGAUGCUACUGCUCCCCGGGGCCACCUGGAGAGCAGUCUCCUAAGUCAUCUUGUGGAUCCCAAGGACCUGGAGCCAAGGGCUGCCAACUGUACUCGGGUACUGGUGUGGCACACACGGACGGAGAAGCCCAAGAUGAAGCAGGAGGAGCAGCUCCAGCGACAGGGCCGGGGUUCAAAUCCAGACAUUGAGGUGUGAUGGUGUUCUCAUUCCAACUUCCACCUCAUUUCAGACACAGACCUUGUGGGACUAGGCCCCAGGUCUGCCCAGAUGUGGUUUUCUAUGUCCUGAUUCCUUAGCAGAGGCAGCCCCUCUGGCCCCAGGGUGUGGCCCAGCUGCUUCUCCCUUCUCUCAGCCUGCCAUGUGGCACUGCCCACAGGCUGGAGACAAGCAGCCGUUGUAUUGAGCCAGGUCAGCUCUAUCUGGGGUGGAGCAGGACAGAUGGACUCAGGAGGGAGGGUGGCUGAGGAACUGGGUAACUUAUUGGGGCUGGGCAUGCACUGGAGGGUUGGAGAAGUUAGGCUGGACCCUCCCCACCUGAGCAUGCGGACCCCCUCCUACCUCCAGAAUAAAGACUCUCAAUCUGGA